AUAAGUAGCGUAAUGAAAUAUAUAUAGAUUUAGCAUAUAUAUACUUAAAUAUAAAUUAUAACAUACAGGCAGUAGAACGUGUGGUGACUGAGCUGAACUAAAUGACACAUUGGGUUUAAUAUUAAUAUCUGAUUUAUUACAUAUAGCUCUCAUUUAGAAAGUAAUUUAUUGUUAUUAUCAGGCCUUCUCACUAAAUGUUUUAUUGUAUCAUUCUGUCAUAUUGCUGUAUUAUGAUUUGCCUUGAAAGAGUAAUAUGCCCCCAGACGGAGUCGAACCCAGGUUCGCCAGCUUAGAAGGCGGGUACUAUAACCACUGGGCCAUCCAAUACAGAUGGAUGCUGACGAUCACAUCUCCAAAAAUGAAUGGCUUCUUGAGUUUAUCCAAAUUUUGAAAGUGAAGACCUCUUUUAGUUUGUUUUUCUAAUUCCUGGAGGUUGGACCCCACCCUUUCCAAAACCCCACAUCCGCCUGUGAAUAUAAUGCUUCCUACUAACCAGUUAUCAUUUAGGUCUAAAGUAAAGACAUAGUUGGAUAUAUUUUAAUAUUAAAAUAAGGAAUCAGAAUAAAAUGCACUUUUAUACCAUGGUAGACCCGAAACAUGGCCUGUAGGGAGGUUUUAGCCAUUGCUUCCCUUUAUCCUCUACCAGGGCGACAGAUUGAUUUUCCACAGAUAUUCACAGAUAUGUCUGUAGAUAAAUAGACAGUCAUUUUGGUCUGAUGCCGAUUCAGCAAAAAUUGUCCACAAUGAUAGCUGCGGCCCUGGUAGAGGGUAGCUCCCUUUAAUUACAGGAUUUUAACAAAAGUCACUCAGUAAUUAAUACACAUAUUCAGAAAAGUAACCAGUUAUGGCAAGGAAGUCCACUAAAUGUCCGAGCAGGUUGGACCACGUGUUUAGCAGUUCCACACGAUUAGCAGCUCCACGCGCUUAGCAGCUCCACGCGCAUAGCAGAGGAGAUGCUCAGCCUAUGUGUUUAGCCUUGCGAUAAUCUCACCGCGAUUGGGUAGCUGUUAUAUUUGGUUUGAUAAAUAGAAUAGAAAGGCAAUAAUACUUGCGGGUUUGUGUUAUAUAUAUAUAUGCUCCCCUGGUUUUGCGGCCACGUUGUGGUAAGCAAAAAGAAGAUAUGAAUGAAACAUUCAUGAUUAGGCAAGCUGUGUCUCUCUCAUAUUAGAAUACGUUUUUGGUAUACGUGGCCGUCAAACCAGGGUACUUUACUCGACGAAGAACAACAGCUCACUUUGAGCUGCUUGAGCGUUACCAGUGUACAGUGCCGGUAGAUGAAACAUAUUCCCUUCUGAGUACUAUAGCCAUAUUCUUCAUUUGAGACACCCAGAAGGCGCGGAGUAGCACGAACAGAGGUAGUGCUGUUUUGUAUUAACGAAGAUAUAACACAGGAAGGCGAUGUUCAGAAAAACAGGUCUACUGGUGGCAUUGGUUGGACUUCUGGGAUUUUCACUAGUCUUUCAGCAUAAGAAAAUAUGGAAGAUGGUCCAGUAUCCUGCAAAGCCAGUGGGCAGUAGGUAUAUCUAUUCCGAGUUGUUUCCUAUGCUAGAAAAGAUGGAUUAUUCUCCAAAAGCCAUGCCAGCUACAGUUUCAAAUACCACAACUAAGGAAGCGGCUACCUACGACGCUAUGGAAAGGGACUUCACCAGGUAUCUUCUUAGAGCUCAGUUCGACUGUCGCCACAGGGUUAGGGCUGGCAGGAAAGAAUAUCAAGAUGGCGGCUGGGAGGUUUGUUUGGAUCCCCCCUUCAAUAUGGUUCGUGGGGAAUGUUUAGUCUAUUCAUUUGGGAUCAAUAAUGAAUGGUCGUUUGAUGACUACAUGGACACAAAGUUUGGAUGCCAGGUCCACUCAUUCGAUCCAAGCAUGGUUGAGAAGACAGACUUUUCUCGGUCGAAAAACAUCCGAUUUCAUCCUAUAGGCAUUGCAGGCACAAACGGCUUCGUGGAACGUAAAUUAAAGAGAGGGAAAAGAGAAAAUUGGCGUAUGGCAACCCUCGGCACCAUAUUGCAGUUGUACGGACACGAAAACAAAAUAUUGGAUUAUUUGAAAAUGGAUGUUGAAGCAUCAGAAUGGGACAGUUCAUUUUCUUGUCUUUCAUAA
Lingula anatina is the source of this 2100-nucleotide messenger RNA. Its product is annotated as putative methyltransferase-like protein 24. The record is from RefSeq and is a predicted model, not a curated record. Lineage: Eukaryota; Metazoa; Brachiopoda; Lingulata; Lingulida; Lingulidae.